Molecule: messenger RNA, 4338 nt
Organism: Neoarthrinium moseri
Lineage: Eukaryota; Fungi; Ascomycota; Sordariomycetes; Amphisphaeriales; Apiosporaceae
Exons: 2
Coding region: 1-4338 (1445 amino acids)
Biological process (GO): amino acid activation for nonribosomal peptide biosynthetic process; secondary metabolite biosynthetic process
Cellular component (GO): cytoplasm
Molecular function (GO): phosphopantetheine binding; catalytic activity
Source: RefSeq, a predicted model, not a curated record
AUGGGUUCUCAAGUCGACCCAUCACCGUCAUGGGAGAACUGGGAUAGCUGUCAUGUCUUUACAGCAAAGGAGUACAGUUCCAAGAGUUCUGGUGGAAAGAAUUUUGAAACCAUUAUAGUUGACGAAUCGAUUGACUAUGAAGUCGUUCUUGCAUUUUGUCAAGACCGGCAGGUCUCAGAGAUGUCGCUCUUUAAACUGGCCUGGGGCAUUGUCGUUGGGACUUAUGCUGGCGUAGAGGACGUGUGUUUUGGCAUCAAGACAAGCCGAGGCCAAAGCAUACUACGCUGUCGAUUAGAUGCCAAACAAACCACGGGCAGUCUUCUAUCAUCGAUGGAGGAAGUGUCGUUGGUAGUUGAUGGCGAGAAGCACGGUCUGUCCGCACUCGCCAGCUCAACGGGACUAUUUGACACGAUACUGUCAAUCCAAGACCACAGUUCCACCAUGGUGACCGACGCCAUACAGACAAACGGCGGCAUUUCAGCUGAUUCCCCAAAUGUGAUUCUUGAAGCCCAGGUCCACCUGCAAAAAGGCCCUAUCGUCAUCCGCUACCCACAGCACAUCUUUAGCGAGUUGCGGGCAUCACGAAUUGCUAGGUGCUUUUCGACUUGCAUUCUCGCAAUUGUGGCAAAUGCCGAUGAACAUCUUCAAGAUCUGGACAUAUUGCCACCCACCGAUGCUGUGGAUAUUCAGACGUGGAACGGCAAGGAUCUAGGAACCUACAAAAACUGUCUUCAUGAAGUAAUCCGCGAAAGAAUGAAAGAAGACCCAGAGGCCCCUGCCGUGUCAGCAUGGGAUGGAGAUCUGACCUACGGCGAGCUCGAUGUUCUCUCUUCGCGUCUCGCAUCAAAGCUUUACAACCUCGGCGUACAUGUCGGGUCUAGUGUUGCUUUCUUGUUUCAGAAGUCUAAAUGGACGGUGGUGUCCAUACUGGCCAUUCUCAAAGCGGGGGGUGCUGCAGUGGCACUCAAUCCAGAAUUUCCAGUAGAGAGACUGAAAAACAUACUCGAGUUUACGCAAGCCCCGGUACUACUAGUCGACUGUGCGCUAGAAGGCAUGUUAUGCAUGUCACAGAAAGGCGUGGUAGAGCUCAUCGUCAACGAAUCGUUCUUUCACCAAGCGUCUGACUCCCCAAGUGAGACGUCCGAGUACGUAUGCUCGACAGUAAAACCGGACGAUGUGGCGUAUAUUCAGUUUACGUCUGGAAGCACGGGUCAACCGAAGGGUAUCGUGAUCGAGCAUUGCACAUAUCUGGCCAAUGCCGUCUCACAACACGAGGCAUGCCACGUGAACAGAUGUUCCCGGGUACUGCAGUUCGCAAGCCACAGUUUUGACGCAAUUUUGGUUGAGAUCCUGACUCCGCUGUUGGUUGGUGCCUGCAUCUGCAUCCCAUCAGAAGAGCGCCGUCUGAAUGAUUUGGCCGGCGCCAUGAGAGAUUUGCGAGUUAACUGGAUGGGCGUCACGCCUACUCUGGCAAAAAUAAUCAGUCCCAAGGAUGUACCGGCUCUUAAAACUCUGUGCACUUGGGGAGAAGCGGCAAGUAGCGACAUGAUAGAAACUUGGGCUGACUCAGUUGAACUCAUCAACAUAUAUGGACCCUCCGAGAACUCAGUCGAGGCAACCUCCCAUUCUUGGUCCAGAGGAAUCCGAGAUCCAUCGCAUAUGGGCAAAGGCAUGAAAGCCGUCAACACGUGGGUUGUUCGCAUCGACAAUCGGGAAAAGCUGACUCCGAUUGGAGCAAUUGGAGAAUUGGUCCUUCAAGGCCCAACGGUGGCCCGUGGCUACCUUCAUGAUGAAGCUCGAAAUGCAGUCGCGUUCAAGGCCGAGGUGCCGUGGAUACCGCCUACUACCAACAGUUAUCGUAUGUACUACACAGGAGAUCUUGUGCGGUACACGCCAGAUGGAUCCUUAGAAUUUUGUGGCCGACGUGAUACUCAAGUCAAGAUCAGAGGACAUCGCGUUGAACUGGGUGAGAUUGAGCAUCACAUCAACCAAAGCAACUCAGGCAACUAUUUGCAAUCGGUUGCAGAAGUAGUUCGGCCUAUCUACCGGCCGACCCAGAAGAUACUCAUUGCUUUCAUUUGCGAAAGCCGGAAUGCUGCAGCAUCGAUCGAGUCUCUACUCCAACCUACGUCCGACGCAUUCAGGAUUAAAGCGAUGUCUAUCAAGAGUUAUCUGACGAAAUACCUCCCAUCACAUUUCAUUCCUUCCAUAUUCCUACCGCUCACUUACAUACCAACUGCUGCUUCAGGGAAAGCGGACAGACACAGGCUGAGGACAAUGGUCGAGUCCUUGUCUGAAGUUGAACUCAUGGAAUACUCGUCCCAUGAACUCCCAGCGAAGGAAAAGGGGUCCGAGAAAGAGAUCUUGAUUGCGCGUCUCUGGGCUCAAAUUCUCGGGGUAGAUGAAAACGCUAUCACACCUGGCGACAACUUCUUCUGGCUCGGAGGCAAUUCCAUUCUUGCCAUGAGACUCGCUGUUGCAGCUCGCGAGAAAGGGAUUGCAAUAACAGUAGCACAGGUCCUCCAACACCCGCGACUUCAAGAUAUUGCUUCUACGGUUAAGAUCGAGAAAAUUAAAGAGGCCGUGGUAAAACAGCAUUACGGGUAUAACCAUUUUUCUACGUUAUACAACGUGUUUGCUGAAGAUUUCGUCAAGAGGGUGGUAGCUCCAGAGUUGGGGAUUGCAGCCUCUAACAUCAAGGACAUAGCGUUGGCCACUGACUAUCAGAUUGAAAACCUGGCGUGGUCCUCAUUGAAGUCCAGAGGUGGCACUAACUAUGUUACUUUCGAUUUCGACGUCGCGCUCGAGCCUGAUAGGGUACAGGCUGCAAUAGAGCGGCUUGUGUCCUACCAUGCUAUUUUGCGGACAGUCUACUGUGUCUACCGUCAACGGGUGUACCAAGUUGCUGUAAAUCAACUAGCGUUUGAUAUCGUCCAUUCGCUGCACGUGGAAAAUGUGGACAAAACAACUGCGUCUGUGAUGGAAUGCGAUGCUCGACAGCGCCUGGAUAUCACUGCGGCGCUCGUCAAGUUCUGGUUACUUCGGGGCGCACACGGUCGAGUUAUGCGGCUCAUUAUCCGGGCCUCGCACUUACAGUACGACGGAGUAACGCUUAUAAGAUGGUGCAAUGAGUUUGGCCUGGCUUACAGCGGGUCCAAUCUCCUGCCAAAGACAUCUUUUCCAGAAUACAUGAAUUUUGCAGCAAACCACAACGCAAAUGACGCUUGCCACUACUGGAGAAAACUUCUGGAUGGGUCGUCCAUGACUAACGUGUUUCAGCACUCCAGUAUUCCUUGGAAACACGUGCUGAAUGGCCAAGUGGAGACGCUCAUUGACACCUCUUUGGUUCACUCCCACUCCGAUAUCACAAUUGGCACUACUAUCAAAGCUGCAUGGGCCCUAGUACUCGCUGAGAUGGCGAGCAGCGGUGAUGUUGUUUUCGGUUCCGUAGUCUGGGGCCGAAAUGCCAUGUUUCCGGGAGUGGAGCAAGUAGUUGGUGCGUGCAUCGACAACAUUCCCGUUCGAGUCCGCCUCGGUCCUGGUAUGACACGCCUUCAACUACUGCAGCAGAUUCAAGAGCAAUACUUUGAAGCAGUCAGUUUUGAAAACUUUCAGUACAAGCGAAUCGUCAAAGAAUGCACCGAUUGGCGACCUUGGGAGCGCUUGAGCACUCUCGUCGAGUACGAGAACCUGGGAGAGGAGAGUUCACGGUUCAAACUUGGCCGAGAGUACGGCAGCUUCACCGUAGAUGAAAUCAGACCUCCAGCAGAUCGUCACGAUGUAACUAUAUACAGUAUGCCCAUGGGCGAGAAGCAGACGUUCAUUGCACUCGACUUCUGCAGGGAUAUUGUUCCUAUAACAGUGGCACAGCGAAUGCUGGAUCGCAUGGUGGAGCAUAUCCGGGCGUUUCACGACGACCACCAUGUGCAAGUCGUCCUAUCCCCCCCAGACGAGAUUGGGUUGCCCCACAUACCGAUGUCACUAGGACCCUCUGCCGGAGGAAAUUCGAACAAGCUCAAUGAGGGUGGUCAGCGGAAAAAGGCUUGCGAUCGUCUCAUUCCUGAGGACGAAACGAACCAUACUCGGGUACGACAGCUUGUAGAGAAGGCCUGGAGCUCCGUGUUGGGAUGUCAGCAAGCGGACCUUGCCACCUGCUGGGCCAAUCGGGUCCCUUUCUACAACGUGUGGGGAAAUCUCAUCGCCUCUUACGCCCUGGCUAGGUAUUACGAAAGGGAAGGUAGUCUAGUAGCUGCAGAGGAUCUUUUACAGAACGUUGAUAUGCAGUCUCAGGUGGCGCUAUUGUUCGGUCAAGCCAAGCCCAUGUACUAUACAGACUAA